UUGGGUUGAUUAGAUAACUGGCAGCACCUGGCCGACGCCGCGUCCUCACCACUGCGGAACACGAGCGGCCUCGGCGGGUUUUUGUUUUUUUUUCCGUCUUUGUGGCCUGGCGCGAUCACACGGAGGGCACGCACGUCGUUUUAACAUGCUCCGAGCAGAAAGCCCGCUUUUGCUUCUACUCGUUGCCGCGCCGCUGGCGGUGAGCUGCCGUGGCACCGAGCACGCCGCUGCGCAAGGUGCCGGAGGCGGUGAGAAGGCCGCGAUUGUCAAACUGGAAGCAUUUGAUUUCACCCUCAACUCGACCAAUAUGACUCAUUUCGCCUAUGGAAUUGCUGCAAAUGUAGUUGCUCUACUGUUGUAUGGAAGCAACUUCGUUCCCGUCAAAAGGAUCGAGACAGGAGAUGGAAUGUUUUUUCAGUGGGUAAACUGUGCGGCCAUAUGGGUUGUAGCCAUGGUUGGAGACUUGAUGCUUCAGUCGCCCAAAUUCCACCCUUUUGCAAUGCUUGGCGGUGCGAUCUGGGCUACAGGAAACAUAACGGUGGUUCCAGUUGUAAAAGCCAUUGGCCUCGGUCUUGGGAUUUUAAUGUGGGGAUCCUCUAGUUUGCUGAUGGGCUGGGCCACUUCAAGAUUUGGCUGGUUUGGGAUCGCUGCCCAGGAUGUUUCCAGGCCAAUAUUAAAUUACUGUGGAGCUGGCUUAUGUCUGCUCAGUGGGCUGAUCUUUCUCUUUGUGAAAGCAGACGUGGAGCUGCAUCCCAAUUCAGAAUCGAUUCCAUUACUUAUCGACAGGAGAACAAACUCAGACUGUUAUGGACCAAGUCCCUCUGAGUUCUGGAUAGACGUCAUCGGACCGAAGACCCGGCGGUUCAUAGGCUGCCUGCUUGCUGUUGUGUCGGGCCUGCUCUAUGGUUCCUCCUUUACGCCGAUCCUCUACAUCAAGAGCCAUUCAUCAUGCCAUGACAGCAUGUUCCAUGGAGCCAGCGUCUACGACCUCGACUAUGUCUUUGCGCAGUGCUCGGGGAUUUUUGUCGCGAGCACCGUGUACUUUGCCAUCUACUGUGCUGCUAUGAAUAACAGGCCCAGGAUUUACUCCAGAGCCAUCCUACCAGGUCUACUCUCUGGACUGAUGUGGGCAUUAGCUACAUACUGCUGGUUCCUGGCCAAUAACUACCUGAGCGCAGUCAUUACCUUUCCCAUUGUGACUGCAGGAUACGGUCUGGUUGCAGCACUGUGGGGAUCCUUGGUGUUCAGAGAGAUUAAAGGGUUCGCCAACUGCUUUAUCUUCUCCUUGGCCUCCUGUGUCGUCCUGACCGGCUCCUUGCUGACUGCCAUCUCAAAGCUCUGAUAAUGCAGGCGCCUAUCGAUGGGAAAACAUCUAGCGAUUUGUCAUUUUCCUCCAGCUCCCCCGAUCGACUCAGAAAAUAUUGUCCUCGGUUUUAUUAAACUAUUUGAGUCCCAUCAGAUUAAAACCCAAAUGCAUGAUAGAUGAGCUCAAUGUGACUUGCAAAAUGUCAUUUUGAACCAACAGGGUUUAUACUCUGAGCUAACAUUGGGUGGCAGUGUCUCACAGGAACCCCUCAUCAUGCUUUCUGGUUGGAGGAGAGGAAGUUUGCGUUUUUUUUUUUGUUUUUUUUGUUUUUGUUACAAUAUGUAUUUGUAAUUGAAAAUGUUCUGUCACUUGUGCUUUGUUCAGGUGUUGGUAACAAAAUGCCCAUACAACAUGUUUAGCACAUUGCUCACUACUUAAGUUGUUUCAGAGGGAUUGUCAUACAGAGAUACUGUGCACUUCUAUUUAUACUAUACAGAUGGUGUGUGUGUGUGUGUGUGUGUGUGUGUGUGUGUGUGUGUGUGUGUGUACCCGUGCGCGUGUGUCAACACUCGACAUUUAUUUGUAUUGUUGCAAGAUUCAGCUAUUAAAAAUAUUCGAUGACAUUGUU
Molecule: messenger RNA, 1934 nt
Organism: Xiphias gladius (swordfish)
Lineage: Eukaryota; Metazoa; Chordata; Actinopteri; Istiophoriformes; Xiphiidae
Gene: tmem144b
Product: transmembrane protein 144b
Exons: 12
Coding region: 146-1342 (398 amino acids)
Biological process (GO): carbohydrate transmembrane transport
Cellular component (GO): membrane
Molecular function (GO): carbohydrate transmembrane transporter activity
Source: RefSeq, a predicted model, not a curated record